Aureobasidium namibiae CBS 147.97 is the source of this 1611-nucleotide messenger RNA. RefSeq names its product MFS general substrate transporter. The record is from RefSeq and is a predicted model, not a curated record. Lineage: Eukaryota; Fungi; Ascomycota; Dothideomycetes; Dothideales; Saccotheciaceae. Gene Ontology annotation, molecular function: transmembrane transporter activity. Bases 1 to 1611 code for a protein of 536 amino acids. Gene Ontology annotation, biological process: transmembrane transport. The transcript has 6 exons.
AUGCCAGAUGUAAAAGAAGACCCGGUGGAGAUCGUCAAGCCUGAAGAAGAUACUGUUAUCUCUGACGAUGAGUACUUGCAUGGUACUCGAUUGACAGCUUUGACUGUAUCGCUUAUGCUCGGCAUGUUCUUGGUCGCACUUGAUAACACGAUUAUUGGCACUGCCAUUCCUAAGAUCACAGAUGAAUUUCACGACCUCAACAAAGUUUCAUGGUAUGGCUCAGCGUACUUCAUGACCUUUGGUGGUAGCUUCCAAUCAACCUGGGGAAAACUAUUCAAAUACUUUCCUCUAAAACUCUGGUUCCUCAUCGCCAUGCUAAUCUUCGAACUCGGAAGCUUGGUCUGCGGCGUAGCCCAAGACCCGACUAGUCUAAUCGUCGGCCGCGCCAUUGCAGGUCUAGGUGGUUCAGGCGUUGCUGUAGGCGUCUUCACAAUGCUAGGUUUUGCUGCUUCACCCGAAAAGCGCCCACAACUACUCGGCUUUACGGGAGCUACUUAUGGUAUUGCUGCUGUGUUGGGCCCGUUGAUUGGUGGUGCUUUCACUGAUAAGGUGACAUGGAGAUGGUGCUUCUAUAUCAAUUUGCCUAUCGGAGGCGUGGCGGCCAUUAUUGUGUUUUUCUUCUUCAAGCCUCCGAACAGUGCAAAACCUGUUCAAGCAACCUUGAAGGAGAAAUUGCUGCAAAUGGAUCUCAUUGGCGCUGCUAUCAUGAUAGGGUUGAUCAUCUCUUACAUACUCGCAUUACAGUAUGGUGGACAGACCCAUUCAUGGAAAAGCAGUCAGGUCAUUGGCUUGCUCGUCGGCUUCGUCCUCCUAGUUGCAGUCUUCAUACUCUGGGAGAUCUAUCAAAAAGAACGCGCGAUGAUUGUCCCUCGCCUGUUUCUAGAACGCCACAUCUGGGUGGGCUCCCUCUACAUGUUCUUCUUCGGCGGUGCCUACUUCGUCCUCCUCUACUACCUACCCAUCUACUUCCAAAGCAUCCACUCUGCCUCCCCCAUCAACUCUGGCGUCCGCAUGCUCGCUCUGAUCAUCCCUUUGACUCUCGCCGCUAUCGUCCAAGGCUUCGCAUUGUCGAAAAUCGGUAUCGUGCCUCUUUUCUGGAUCAUUGGUGGUGCGAUAGCGACCAUAGGUGCAGGGCUGAUGUACACCUUUGAUGCUGGCACAUCGGCAGGAAAAUGGAUCGGAUACCAAAUCCUCGUUGGCUUUGCCACUGGAGCUACAUUUCAAGUUGCAAUCGCAAAUGCACAGGUACAUGCGAAGGCAGAGGAUUUGUCGCAGGUGAGCGCGAUUAUAAACUUCUUCGUAACCAUCGGCGGCGCCUUCUUCAUCUCUGCGGUCCAAUGCGCAUUCAACAACACACUCAUCGCCUACCUGCUCAAAAACUUGUCUGGCAUCAACCCAGCAGCAGUCUUGGGCAUCGGAGCGACACAGAUACGUGAGCAGUUUACAGAGCAACAGGUGCCGAUUGUGUUGGAUGCGUACAUGGGUGGCUUGAAAGUUGUCUUUGCCAUCACCACGGCCGCUUAUGGUGUUUGUGUUUUGGUGGGUAGCUUUGGGAGUUGGAAGAGGUUGAAUGAGGAGGAGAUUAAGAAGGCUGCUGGUGGAGCGGCUUGA